Ictalurus furcatus (blue catfish) is the source of this 2974-nucleotide messenger RNA. RefSeq names its product zinc finger and SCAN domain-containing protein 22-like. The transcript has 2 exons. The coding region runs from base 1811 to 2233 and encodes 140 amino acids. The record is from RefSeq and is a predicted model, not a curated record. Lineage: Eukaryota; Metazoa; Chordata; Actinopteri; Siluriformes; Ictaluridae.
UUGGUGUUCAGCUUCAGCUCUGAGUAUACAGUAUCAGCACCAACACUGGCUUUUUCUAAUUGGAGCAAGAGAUCUUGUAUUAAUCUCUAGAAAAAUCCAUCUAAACACAUUAAAUAAUGGUUUUCUCUACCUUUUAUUCUCAUAGAUUUUUUCUGUGGUUUUAUUACAAGUUCACUAUAAGUCACAUCACCACCACUGGGUUCAGCAUCAACAUCUGCAGAGAGAACAAAACCAUCACAGAUCACCAGCCUUAUAAUACAUCAUUCAUUACAGCAUCACUUACACCACAGUGCUGUUGAAGUCUCAGUUUUUAUAGAAACAUUUCAGUGGCUAUUUGUCGGUUUAAGGAAGUGGCGUCUUUGUUCCUUGGACGUUUCUGGUUAGUUGUCGAGCACAUUCAAAACAACAGCAGGUGCUUUAUGCACAGUGAGAUUGCGAUAUUGUAUCUUGCUAUUAAAAAUGUCAGUAUUAAAACUAGGACCAUGUUGCUCGGUGGUUGGAUGCUCCCUCAGGCCCAGAUAUAACCUACUUAUUAAAUUAAAGUGUUUAGAUUUCCGAACAACAAAACACACCUGGAUUCCAGCAGUGAAGCGAGAAGCUGUAUACCGAUUAGCAAUUCUAGGAUAUGUAGAACACACUUCAGCUCUAGUAAAUAAACAACAUUUGCGCCACUGAGUUGUUUGUAUUUCUUUUCAUGCAUUAUUUAAAUAUGAUGCAGCAUAAUUUGAGCCAGCGUAGUGGCUCCGUCAUUGUUUUCAUAUUGUGGCGCCAGGCCGGUAGCCGGCGCACAGGAAACGAAGGUCGCUCCUCACGCGACUGCCGCAGUGGCGCAGAAGACACAGUUCCGCUUCAGCGCCACCAAAUGUUUUGGACAUCCAGAGAGCACGUGGCGGCGGGGCGGGGCCGCCGACACACCCACGGUUCGUGAAUGGUGCACCGUGUGGAAGAAUUCCACCAUCCAGCAAGCGAGGGGGGAGUAUAAAAGGGCGAUAUUCCACUCGUAGAAAGAGAGAAGUAUCUCCGAGCAUGUGACUCCGACGCGAGUGACGGCUCCGCCCCGCCCCUUUGGCUGUAACCGCCAACGGCUGAGACCCUCACCGCCCAAUCGCCCUUCAACCCAACGGCUGAGACCCUCACCGCCCAAUCGCCCUUCAACCCACACACACACACCCCCGUUCACCGAUUGUCUUAAAUAAAUCCCCCAUAACAUUGAAACAGCCUCCUGCGUGUCUGUGCUCCGCCCACCGCUGGCUAAAAUCCUUACACUGGUGGAGGAUGCGGGCAUGAGCACAGACCCACCCGUCUAAAAAAAAAAAAAAAAAAAAAAAUAAGCGUCCCCCCCCCCAUUCUCCCUCUCCUCCAUUGGGGAUUGUUCAUAAACAUGGAUCUGAUGCUGCAGCACCUUCUGGAGGCUAGUAUCCAGCAGCAAAUGGUGGCACAACAGCUCGCCUACAGCCUACAAGCGGUGACACAAGAGCUAGCGGCCCUGAGGACAGCGACUCCUGCAGCUGCUAUGCACCUCCCCUGAUCCUGGCUGUGAGGUCCGACGCCUGCUUCCCCCUCUAAACCCCGAAGACGACAUCGAGGCCUACCUCGAGAAGAGUGGGACCGCGAUGAGUGGCCACGCAUCCUCGGCCCGCUGCUUUCCGGGGAGGCGCGCACGGCCUAUUACUCCCUCUCUGUGGAGGAAGCAGCUGACUAUGGAGAGGUAAAGAGGGAGGUCCUGGCAUAGUGUGGGCGAAACCCGCUCCAGGCAGCGGCAGAGUUCCACCGGUGGUGCUACAGGCCGGGAGCCAAGCCACGUGGACAGAUGGACACCCUCCUGCGCCUCACCAAGAGGUGGCUCCAGCCUGACAUGCACUCUGCCUCUGAGGUUGUAGAGAGGGUGGCUGUGGACCAGUUCCUGAGGACCUUGCCACCCACAGAACACCAGGCCGUGGGGAUGCGAGCCCCCAGGGAACUAUUGACUGCCCUGGAACACACCCUGACCACCCUGGCACUCGGCAAAGAGGGACAGCACCAGCAAGGCCACCCGGACUACGGGGCGCCCCGGGACGAGCCCAGCCCGACCGAACCAGACCAUGUGACACUGAAGAAGACCCAGAAAACCUGGCCGGCAGGACGUGUCCUCCCCACGCUGGAUCGGCCAAAACCGCCGCAGCGAGCGAAAGGAAGCACGAGUGCAACAGGCCUACCUGGCCCGAGGCGAGGUGGACGCCGGGACAGAAGGUAAGCUGCACACACCUUCUAACCCUCUCUCGUCUGUAUUCCAGCAGGUAAACCGGCAGGGGAACUUUGGCCAAGAGCAGAAAGAGAACAGCCGCCUGAAGUAUUGCUGGGCCCAGGUGCGCCAGAUCGAAGGGAUCGACCAGAGCCCGAACCAGAGGCUCCCCUCCUCUUACUUUAUGGUCAAAGGAGGCUUACUGUACCACAGACAAAUGUCAUCCAAAUUGUACAAACAAAUGUUCCCAACUUUUCCACCAAGGAAGUAAUUGUAAGCACCCAGACUGCGAUAGGCUUUUACUGCAUCUCUCGUGUAGACGCACUGGCUCUCAACCAGCUAAUGGUACGUGUCUGGAUAAGUAUCUUCAUGUAAACGUUUAAUGUUCUGUGUGAAAAGUUCUCUCCCUGGGUAAUGCCACUUCAUCAUUUAUUUUCAGUUUUUGUAAAUACCUCAACAAUUCAGAUUUAGCUAGACCUAAAAAGUAUGCGCUAGUCAUUUUGUUUUGACUCGUCUGGGAUUUAAAAAUAGCAGAAUGGAAAUGCUUCAGGACCAGACAUGUGCAGUAGCACUGUAACUCGUUUAUUAUUGUUUACGUCCUUAAAGUGGUCUAUAGUAAUAAUAAUUCCUUUAUCUUUCAGUAUGCACUGUAGCAUCUGUUCAGGACAGUGAUUGUCAGUGUAAUAGAUGACUGUAUAUAGUGGACACUGUUCCACUUGUAGAUUUAUGUGAAAUGUCUCAUCAUUAAAAAUA